Messenger RNA from Anopheles moucheti, 3624 nucleotides. RefSeq names its product plexin domain-containing protein 1. The transcript is spliced from 10 exons. NCBI's taxonomy places the organism in Eukaryota, Metazoa, Arthropoda, Insecta, Diptera, Culicidae. The record is from RefSeq and is a predicted model, not a curated record. Bases 22 to 1884 code for a protein of 620 amino acids.
UGAUAAAAGUGACGAACAGAAAUGGCGACUGGUACGAUGAGAACCGUACCCUUUAUUCGUAAUUUCUUAUUUUGGUUCAUACUACUAGCACUUUACCAGAAUUAUGCUUGCGAUAAAGUGCCUCGAAAAUAUCUGCAAACCGACUUAUCAGCGUUGGAAAGCAGUUUUUCAGUACCUAUUUCAGUUCCAGCUCCGAGCAAAGGAAAUGACACGACGCUCGAACCAGACAUGGGAGGAGCGGCAUUAAACCGAUCGGUCGUGCCGUUGGAUGAGAGCAAGAAAAGUUUUUCUAAGCUAAAACUUUAUCAGGAGCAAUUGAAUGGCAAAAAAGCUCCAUCAUUGGCGGGUGCAUUGAAUAUAAACGAUGAAACUACUCAUUUGCUAGGAUUUAAUGGUACAGGCCAGCGAAAAGAAUACGCAAUCGAAGGAGACAGUGUUAAUAAAAUUACGCUAAAUAGUACGACAAAGUUGUUGGGAGUGGCUGGACUUAAUACGUCGCUAUUGCAAGAAUCUUCUGGACGUGACCCAAUCAGUGAUGCAAUCAACAUUGAUACGAUCGAACGCACUGAGGCUGAAUUGAACAAUACACUACAGGAACAUAACAUAACCAAGACGUUUGAGGAUAACCAUCUGUACUACAAGAGCACAUGGUCGACCGAUAAAGUCAUGAGUGACGAAUUUUGGAAAAAAAUAUCUACUAACUUAACCGUCAAUAUGCUGCUUUCCAAUUCCCAUCGCCGAGCGACAACUAUGCUUUUGUCGUUCGAUUUUCCAUUUUAUGGUUUUCCCAUUCGAAAUAUUACAAUUGCGAGCGGAGGCUUCUUAUACACGGGAGACUACGUGCAUUCGUGGUUGGCAUCAACACAGUAUAUAGCUCCUUUAAUGGCAAACUUUGAUACAGCAUUGUCCAAUAGCUCACAUGUGAAAUAUCGUGAUGAUGGUGAAACCUUCAUCGUAGUUUGGGAAAACGUUAUACUUCAGGAUCGUCCAAACAAUGGCACUUUUACCUUCAGUGUAACGUUGAACAAAUCUGGUGAUAUUGUGUUUGCCUACAAGAAAAUUCCAAUUAGUAUCCAGCAGAUAUUUGAAAACCCCCUUACGAAAAACCACCCGGUAAAGAUAGGGCUUUCCGACGCGUACAUAAUUGACAAAACAAUAAUGCGUACGAAACAGAAAACCAUCUACGAAUAUCAUCGUGUGAAUUUUGGACAAACUGAAGUACAAAAUGAUACCAUUAUUACGUUAGCAGCACUACCUACAUGCUUCACAUUCAAAGAUUGUGAAUCUUGCAUCGCUCACGAGGGAGCUGAUUUUGUGUGCGUAUGGUGUCCAACAAUUAACCGAUGCUCCACUGGUACGGAUCGGAAGAGACAAGACUGGGUGAAUAAAGGAUGUGAAACAACAUUGAUUUCGCAAGCUUUAUACUGUCCGGCAAUUGGUCAAAAAGGUAAUAACUAUGGCGAAUUCGUGGAAGUUACAACCAGGACUGCUCCUAACAGAUACAAUAGCACCAACAACAUUCGAGAUAAUCAACAGUCCGACCAAAAUCGGAAACUCGACCAAAGUGGUACUUCUAGUGGUGUAAUGCUAAAUGGAACCGAUACUUAUAGAGGUUCCAAAAAGGACGAUUUUGUCAACAAAGCGCAUAUAUACCAUACAUCGGACAUGCACAGUGAGUCCAGUAAUAAGUUGCUAGCUUCAAUGCUGGUUAUCUUCGGGAUUUUGUUAGUGUCCGGCUGUUGGGUACUAUAUGCAUACCGAAACCCCCAUACAAAGAGUGGUCAGCUGUUAAUUAGGAUUAUAAAAUCUAAAAAGUAUCGUCCUAAUAAAUGGUUAUGGCGACGUGGCGAGGCACGCUAUACUGCAGCUUCCAUCCACAUGUGAGAAUGUGACUUACGUUGAGCCCCGCCCCCGGUGUCCAUGAAAUACUCCGUCCAUUUCAUCUUGUCACGCAUUACCUUCAUUUACAUUCAUUAAUGUUUUGUCCAAUUGUACGUGUCUUAGCAAAACUUCAGAAUAAUAAUUAGUGUUUAGCUUGUUAUUUUACUAUCUUAGAUGGUUUUAAUUUCAAUUUAACAGAUUGAACACAGCUAAAAGCAAUCUCAUGGCUUAACACAUUGUAACACACAAGGCGCAAGAUAGAUUGAUGAUUGUUGACGAUAGCAUAUAUUAUUUUCUGUGGCGAUUUUUAUGUCUUUUUUUUAAUUCGAAAACAACUUCAUACAUUAGAACAAGCGACAAAGUAAUUGAAAUAUUUAUGAAUAAUUUGCUAAUUUGCGGAGCCACUCUAAAUUAUGUGAUAUCUGCAAAGUCAAUGUGUUAAGAUCCGUUCAUACUUAAAACCAUUACAACUUCGUGUCGGUUUCAUAUUUAAGUAAACACAUUUCAUGCAAUAGUGUUUCAAGAAAUCUCGUGUGUUAGUAUCGAAGAAAUAACAAGCUCAACUCUUGGUACAGUUUUGUUUUGCAAUCAAAAUUAUUUUUAUCAAAACUGAUUGAUAUUGUUCAUAAUAUACUAAAGAAAGCAGCUACAGCAUAAUGAGUAACACAAAAUGUGGUUUUGUUACCGUUUUCGAUGCAUUCGACAUAAAUUUCUGUUAUCAAAGCAACAGUAUAGAAUUUCUUGAGCAAGAAAUUACAAGUGCAGUGAAAUGAAUUGAAAUGAGAAAAAAUCGUCUAACAUUUUUAAUACCAUUGUGCAUAAUAUAUCGUUAAAUUGUUAUUAAAUCGUGGUAAAAAAGGAGUGGAUAAAGUUUGAUGAAUUUUUGGUUUGGAAACGUAUGCAUAAUUUUAAUUUCUUUAUACUUUUAUUUAAACAAAAAUCAAAGCGCAAUGUCAAGAAACCGUCCGAUUCCAAGUGGUAGAAAGGUGCAAUAAAACAUAUUAUAAUUACUAUUGAAUUAUUGAAUCAAAAGGAGUUAGUUCAAGGUAAUGGAAAUAGAUGAAACAAUUUCACCUGAAGUUCUGUUUUGUACAUGCAAAGAAGCUAGCUUAUCGUUCUAUUAUUCUCAUUCCCAAGUAUAUGAACUAAAAAAAAUCAAACAAGCAGUUAUAGCUAACCAUAGGUUAUUCAAAAUGUAUGAAAACAGAAAUUAUAAAAAUAGCUACAGCAUGUCAGAGUACCAUGUCAAUUAUAGGAAAUUAUAAUUUGCUGCUCAAUUCUCGCAUGCGAACACUACGCACUUGUAAAUGCUCCAUGUGAGGCGAAUUGAAAAAAGACAGAAUUGAAACAUUUGCAAAGACAAAAGAAAAAAGACGUAUUGUUGAAUACUUAGUUUGUUCGUUAUGAAGAAGAAAAAGGUAUCAAGAAAGAAAGGUAUCGUGCCGCUAGAAACACUUUUGGUAACUAAAGUUCAUGUGACGCAAAUUUGGAAAUUUAUUUCAAAUGUAGGUCGUGCAAAUCGUAAGUGCCUUAUGAGGAGAUGGCAAUUAAAAUGUAAUACUCAGACGCAUGAAAUACACACAGCAAUUUACGAACAAAAAUUCUGAAGCAAAAGACUCCGAACAUGAGCUUCAACAAAACCAACAUAAAUAUAUUAUAUAUUGCAUUGAACAAGAUGUAUGCUAGUUAAUAGUAUCAUAUGAAUGGCAAUCAUUAUUAACGUCAUCAUGAAAUAAAUCUUCA